Cyclopterus lumpus (lumpfish) is the source of this 3519-nucleotide messenger RNA. Its product is annotated as non-muscle caldesmon-like. NCBI's taxonomy places the organism in Eukaryota, Metazoa, Chordata, Actinopteri, Perciformes, Cyclopteridae. The record is from RefSeq and is a predicted model, not a curated record. The transcript is spliced from 18 exons. Bases 254 to 2104 code for a protein of 616 amino acids.
AGAGAGCAGGAGUCAGGUUGAGGAGGAGGAGGGAGGCAGAGAGAGAAAGAGAGGGGAGCAGAGAGGCAGGCUUUGCCUUUUCUGGUAGUUGAAGUCGCUGAAAGAACAAGCAGGAAUUCUUUGUGCUGCAGAAGGGCUGAGAUAUAAACCAGACUGUAGAGGUUGAUAUAUGAAGAGAGGGGAGACACCGACGUCAAUGGACUAAACUCCAGCUACUGCUACGUGAGAAAGUGAGGAGAAUCUUUUGGCCAUCAUGGACGAUGACUUUGACCGCCGCAUGGAGCAGAGGAGGCAGAGGAGAGAGCAGAUGCGCGUCGACACUGACAAGGAGGGUUACACCAACGACGAUGAGGAGGAGGCUCGGGAGCAAAGGAGACGUGCAAGGGAGGAGAGGAAGAAGAUGAGGGACUCAGACGAGCCUGGAACCACUGAUGUUAUCGACACUAACAGUGUGACGGAGACAGCCGGUGCAGAAGGUGCAGAAGGUGCAGAUGAUGACCAGGUCUUGUUGGAGCGCCUGGCCAAGAGGGAGGAACGCCGCCAGAAGAGAAUGCAGGAGGCCGUGGAGAGACAGAAGGAGUCUGACCAAACCGUCGGCACCACCAACGGCUCAGAUGGCGUACAUACGGAGGAAGAGGAGGAGAAGGAGGAGGAGGAGGAGGAGGAGAAACCAGCCCAAGAGGAAGUGGCCGAGAGUGAUACUAACUCCUGGAGGAAAGAGGAAGAGGACGAAAAGGAAGAUGAGAUGGAAUCAAGAACCGCAAGCAUAAUAAAUGAGGAGGAGAUUGUGGAGAAGGCUUCAGCAACCGAAGUAGAGGAUGAGCAGCCUGAUUUAGGAAAGAACGAUGCUGAGGAGGAGGCUGUUCCUGAUGUUGACAAGGAGGAAGAAGAAUGGAAGAGGAAAGAAGAAGAGGAAAGGCAGCAAACAGAAAUGGAAGAAAAGAUGAGGAUAGAGGAGGAAGAAAGGCAAAAAAAGGAAAUGCAGGAAAAGGUCAAGAAAGAGGAAGAAGAAAGGCAGCUACAUGAGGAGGAGGAGAGGAAGAAGAGGGAAGAGGAAGAAAAUCAACAAAAGGAAAUGGAAGAGAGGCUGAGAAAAGAGGAGGAAACAAAGAAAGAGGAGGAGGAGAAGCCAAAAAGAUUUGGUUUUAAGGAAAAGAAUGAACCAGCCAAACAGAACGGAGGGCUCUUUGAGAAUAAACUUAAGAAAACUUCAAGAGACAACGCUCCCUCCAGCAAGGCAGGUGGCGUGGAGCAACAAGAGGCCGAGCGUAAGCUGCAAGAGCUGAAGCGCCGGCGAAACGAUGCCGAAAGCGAGGAUUUCGAGAAGAUGAAGCAGAAGCAGCAGGACUCAGAGGCCGAGCUGGAGGAGCUGAAGAGGAAGAGAGAGGACAGAAGGAAGGUCGUGGAGGAAGAGGAGAAGCAGAAGAAACAGGAGCAGGAGGACAAGAAAGCCAAAGAACAGGAGGAGAGGAAGAAGAUGAAGGAGGAGAUAGAGAAGAGGAGGGCGGAGGCUGCAGAGAAGAAGAAACAGAAGGAGGAGGAGUCUCCAGCAGCUGCCUUUACCAUCAGUCCCAAAGGAUCCUCAAAGAUCGGGGCAAAGGCAGAAUUCUUGAGCAAAUCAGCCCAGAAAAGCCGAGUGUCUCACACUCCAAUUGUCUCCAAGAUAGGCAACCGACUGGAACAGUACACCUCUGCCAUCCAGGGAAACAAGGACGUCAAAUCCCCAAAGUCUCCGAUGGUGGAUAUUCCUACAGGAGGCGCACGCAGCAUCAAGAGCAUGUGGGAGAAAGGCAAUGUCGGCAGCUCCUCUGAUAGUCCAACUCCUGCCAACAAGGAUGUAUCUGGUAUCAAAGGCGGGGUGGCUGGACGUUGGAUGGCAAAGCCUCCAGAGCCGGAGAAGACUCCAGCACCAGCAGCCGCAGCAUCACCAGCACCAGAACCAGGACCAGCACCAGCACCAGCACCAGCAAAGCCAGCAGAUGUGAAACCAGGUGACAUCGGUAACAAGCGUGGCAUGUGGGAAACCAAGAAGAGCUCUGCACCUGCCAAGGUGGCAGUCGGAGGCAAGAGCAAGUUUGUCACUAACACAGGCGUAAGGCCCUAACCAUUGACCUCCCCCAUUUCAAUCAAGUCUCACCCGACCAAACACAAAGCCCCGCUACUGUAUCUGCAUCCAUUUCCCUUCUACGUUCCUGUUUUUCGCAUGAAGUUCACACCGGAGUGACGAAAACACGAGGGACCAGGAUGAGAAACGCCAGGAUCAAAGUCUCUCAAGAGGUUGUUUUGUUUCAUCAGACUUGACUUCAAUAGGAAACUCAAAAAAAGAUGUCACACAUAGUAAAGGUUUUCAGGACAAAGCACCACAUGUUUAAUGCUUAAUAGUUAAUGGAUUGUGUCGUAUCUAUCUUUUUAAUCAAGGUUACACAUUUCAGACGGCUGUCAGGGUGCUUAAAUGUUAUUUUGCUUUCAAGCCACACCGAGAUGUCUGCUCAUCUUGUGUUUCCAUAUAGCUUAAACCCAAUUACAGGCUUUUGUGUUUUAUUGUUGUACACACUCACUGCUUUUUGGGAUGGCUGUAAUGACUCUAUGUGAUAACCAAGGUUGUUUAAUGUCCAUCUCACCGCUUGCAUUUUGAUUGUAAACUGCCACUAAGAUGGAUUUUGGCUGAUUAGCCUGUACAUAAUUGAGUAAGUACCAUUUUAUAAUAAAGCGCCCUUUGUGAAGGGAUUAUUAAUAGUAACUAAUGACCCUUUUUGGUCUAGACCGAAAUAUCUCAAAUGUUGGAUGCAUUUCCACAAAGUUUGGUACAGACAUUCAUGGUGACCAGAGGAUGAACCCCAAUGGCUUCCUCCUUACUUUCCAACUCUGGAUGAAUUGGCUCAACUUUCAACGAGCGUCCAUUUGAUUUUGGUUGAAAUAAUUGAAUGCAUUGUCAUGCAAUUUGGUACGCGCAUUCAUGUUUCCCUCAAUAUCUUUGGUGAUCCCCCCAACGUUUCAUUAAGCGCCAUCAUCAGCUCAGAAUUGCAAACUAGAUGGAUUAUUGUAAUGGCUCAUUAGAAUUCUGCCCAAGACUGCAGCCAGAUAGACAAAAGUGUGCAAGUAGGUCAAUGUUUCUGUCAGCAACACAUGGGGUUUGUUACCCGUUGGCCUUUAGUUAACUGUGGUGGAUUAAAAAUCAUAUUAUCAUGUAAUAUAAGCACGAAUAAAGACUAUGAAUUCACGUGUAAGCGAGUACUGUAACACCUAUUCGGUAACCAAAUGCAUUUCUACAUAACAGGCAGUGAUACUUUUCUAUCAUCAGUUUACAUGCCAGUAACAGCUGUUUAAUUGCACUGCAGCUGCAGUAAUAAAGGCGAUGCACUUAGUUUUAACUUCAAAUUCCAGCCAGUCAGCAGUAGGCAUGAGUUGCAUCCUGCCAAAGUGUAUCGGAGUCUUUCAGAUGUGGAUUGCAUCGUUUGAACUUGUACUUGCUUCAGCAAUAAAUAAAAAAAGUAAAACAUGUGUUAUAGUUCUGUUGCU